AUGGCGUACACAGUCCUCAAGGACACCCCUCGGCGACUACUGAUACCCAGAUUUUAUUCAACUCCAACGAAUGUCACAUAUUCGAAAGGUGAACUCGCAAUUUUAUAUUGCUCCGUGGAAAAUCUUGGAACAAAAACAAUAAUCUGGAGGAAGCAGCCGUAUAACGUUCCCAUAACAGUCGGCCAGUUACAGUUUUUGAAUAUCAAUCGUUUCUACUUGAGUCACGUGCCACAUCGAGACGAAUGGAAUUUAUUGAUUAAAAACGUACAACCAUUUGACGCUGGGACAUAUGAGUGUCAGAUCAGCAGCCAGGAAAAGCAGCUUCGGAGGAGCAUAACCUUAAAUGUAAUCGAAAUAUUUAUAACUGGCACACGUUUUGUUGAAGUAGGAGGUCACAUAUAUUUAUCUUGCAAUGCAUCUGGGAGUGAAAAUCCCCCAGAUGAUAUCGACUGGUUUAAAGACGGCAAUGUGUUGACCACAAAACACAGGCCUGGUGUUCACAUAGAGAAGAAAGUGGCCUACAUCAGCAACACAAUAUAUAGUACCCUGGCCAUUUAUUCAGCUCACAUGGCGGACGCUGGCACGUAUGUAUGUCGUACAUCCGGGCUCCUGACCACCAGUUUCAAGGUCGAUGUGCUAAACGGUAAAUACUAA
Messenger RNA from Dreissena polymorpha, 654 nucleotides. Its product is annotated as leucine-rich repeats and immunoglobulin-like domains protein 1. The transcript is spliced from 5 exons. Gene Ontology annotation, cellular component: neuron projection membrane. The record is from RefSeq and is a predicted model, not a curated record. Lineage: Eukaryota; Metazoa; Mollusca; Bivalvia; Myida; Dreissenidae. Gene Ontology annotation, biological process: synapse organization. Bases 1 to 654 code for a protein of 217 amino acids.